AUGUAUGUUGAAGAAGACUUGCUAAUAGUUAACGAGGUCGGCGUCUCUAGUCAGCUAGCAGGGCGCAAACAAACUUCCGCCCGGCCCGUGUUUUCAGACCCUGAGAGGGUUUAUUGUAAAGUGGCGGAUCCCAGCCAGGAAAGUCUCCGCCGAGGUGAAGGCUCGGGUGGAUAUUCGUAUGCGAACGCGGUUAAGGACCGCGUGGUGCGGAAUUCGAAUGCCGCCCGGCGAAAAUCUACAAAAAUAGAGGAAUUUUACUGUAGAUUUUUGCCGGGCGACAUUCGAAUCCCGGACCACGCAGUCCCAAACUGCGUCCGCAAACAAAUAUCCACCCGAGCCGUCACUUCGACGGAGUCUUUCCUGACCGGGAUCCGCUACUCUACAAUAGACCCUUUCAGGGCAAACUAUCAGAGAUCCAAGCGACAUUAUAAUUAA
This is a messenger RNA of Helobdella robusta, 435 nucleotides long. RefSeq lists its product as hypothetical. The transcript is spliced from 3 exons. The record is from RefSeq and is a predicted model, not a curated record. NCBI's taxonomy places the organism in Eukaryota, Metazoa, Annelida, Clitellata, Rhynchobdellida, Glossiphoniidae. The coding region runs from base 1 to 435 and encodes 144 amino acids.